UCCCAUUUCCAGGCAGAUUGCUUGCCCUCUGUGUUCACUGCUGGUCUGAUUCCCUGCAGUCCAUGCAGUGUGCUUGCAGAGGGGGCUCUGUAAGACAGGCUGGCUGUGAAUGUGACCAAGGAGCCUUGCAGGGGAAAAGAGGGGAGCAGUGACUGAUCAUAGCAGACUGCCUUUUGUUCUCCAUCCACUGAUCACCAGCUGCAGUCAUAGCUAUAUAUAUAUAUAUAUGCAUGCAUCACAAUGGAAACCAUAGCAAAAAGGAGCAAGGUUCAAGAUAAUGUCCAGCAUCAAGAAGAAGAAGAGGAAGAAGUGGACCCCAGAAUACAGGGAGAACUUGAGAAGCUCAAUCAGUCUACUGAUGACAUCAACCGAAGGGAGAUUGAACUUGAGGAUGCCAGACAGAAGUUUCGGACUGUGCUUACAGAAGCAACUCUGAAACUAGAUGAGAUGGUGAAGAAAAUUGGCAAAGCUGUAGAAGACUCCAAACCUCACUGGGAAGCCAGAAAAGUGGCCAGACAGGCCCAGUUGGAAGCACAGAGGGCCACCCAAGACUUCCAGCGUGCCACCGAGGUGCUACGUGCGGCCAAGGAAACCAUUUCCCUGGCAGAGCAGAGGUUGCUCGAGGAUGAGAAGCGUCAAUUUGACUCUGCCUGGCAGGAGAUGCUGAACCAUGCCACGCAGCGGGUCAUGGAGGAAGAACAGAAGAAAACACGCAGUGAGCUGGUGCACAAGGAGACAGCUGCCAAAUACAAUGCUGCCAUGAGCAGGAUGAAGCAGUUAGAGAAGAAAUUAAAGAGGACUAUCAACAAAUCAAAGCCGUAUUUUGAACUAAAGGCAAAGUAUUACUUACAGCUAGAGCAACUGAAGAAAACAGUAGAUGACCUUCAGUCUAAACUAUCGCUGGCAAAAGGAGAAUACAAGACCGCUUUAAAAAACCUGGAGAUGAUCUCCGACGAAAUCCAUGAGAGGAGGCGUUCCUCGGCCAUGGGCCCCAGGGGCCGUGGUGUCGGCUCCGAAGGCAGUAAUAUGAUGGAGGGUUUUUCUGCCUGCAAGCUGGACUCCGAUACGAUUUCCAUGACUUCAGAUGUUUUUGAUGAGGACAACCUCAGUAGUGUGAUUUCUGAAGAAGAUUCGGAGACCCAGUCUCUUUCCAGCUUCAGUUCUGGUCCAACGAGCCCCUCUGAGAUCUCCAGCCCAUUUCCGGCAGCACCUCGCCCUGGAAGCUUGGAUCUAUCAAGCCCGUUAUCUCUGUCUGAUUUUGGGCUUAUAUCACCUGUUUUGGGACCCCGCAGUGAGUGUAGUGGCGCAUCCUCACCAGAGUGCGAUAUGGAAAGAGGUAAUAGAGCAGAAGGAUCUGAGAGCAAAGCUCAAGACAGAAUAAAUAAUAACAGCGGCACCAAUAGGAAAGCCGCUGCAUUGCCUCCUCUGGACAACAAGAUGAAACGGCUGUCCUUGGAGAAUGGAAAUCCAAAGGAUGAGUCCGGCACAGAGGGAAAGAAGUGUAACCGGUCCCAGAUUUCAACUGUUUUAGUCAAUGCGGUGUGAGCAACACGACAGACGAGAGGGUUGAAAAUAUGUGCCAACAACUUUUUUUCCAACAAGUGCGGCAACUUGUGUGGAAUGCUGGGAUUUAUCCAAGAUGGAGCGACAAAUGAAUGCCAUGAGGCAGUGUGAUAAAGGAAAUGCAAGUGGCUUUGCCAGCAGGCAACCACUCUGCCUUUAGUCCUUAUAUACUGUAAGCCCUUGCAUUUUAGGGAAGGUGGCGAAAAUAAGCCAUCGCUAGAGCAAUAAAUUGCAACAAUUUACAGUCUGUGCCAAAUGGACUCGAAUCUUAUAUGGACAAUUGUGACAAGGGGUUCCUUGCUACCGUAGGAAUGCAAUCUUCUGUAAGGAUUGUCAUCUCAUUGUAUUGUGUAUGUAUAGCAUGAGGCAACUCUCAUGACCAUGGUGGUCACAUUUUAAGAAAUGUGGGUCAUUAUGAGUUACUGAACGGCUGAUAUGUAAAAUAGCACUUUGUUUCUUUAUAGCACAUGAAGCUCACUGUGAAAGCAACUGUCCUGCGAACUUUAAAUUCCCAACAUUGAUACAUUUGAUGAUGCCUGAAGAAUUAGCUUAUCACAUCACUUCAGACUAGGAGCCAUCCACCCAAACAUCCCAUAUAACCCCUUGUUUAUAUAUAUAAAAUAAUCCACAUAAUACAUCUUUCACAUGCCAUACCCUGUCCUGUGGUCUUCAUAUAACCUGCAACAACAUCAGGUACAGAUGGUUGCGUUUAUUCUCUUGGCCCAUAGCUGCACAACUGGACCUAAUGAAGGUUAUUUCAUACCAGUCAUUAAUGUAUCUAACCCAUUACCUUACUCUCUUUAAGUAGUCAUUAGUGGUCAUUGGACCAGCCUUCCUACCCUAUUCUAUCAGUUGAGGAUCUGUACAGGUUCUGUAUGCCACCAGAUAUUAUUAUUGGAAGGCGUAGGGUUGAGUAUGUUGUGGACAUUCAUUUGUUGUGCUGUUGAUUCAACAAUGUACUUUAUUUUGUACACCAAAAUUUUGCAUCAUAACUUGAACAAAUCUGAUCUUAGAAGAACAAAGUCUCUAGAAAGCUUUGAGCUGUAUUUAAUGAACUGUACAUUUGGAGUUUACAUUUUUCUGCCAUGUCAUGUAGACUUACUGAGACUAAGACAAAUUUCUACCAUGUGCCAUUAGGAAUGAUAUAUUCAGCUCUUUUCCUCAAUACUUUAGUAGGCAAAAAUGUAUUUGGUCAAAUGAAGGUCAGUUUUAUAUUUUGGUGCAAAUGGAAUAUGCAAAUUAUGACGGUAAGACUCCAAUGCCAACUCGUAUACGCAUAUUCCUAUCCUAGUUUUGUAGUUGGAAUUACAUUUUAGACCAUGAGUGGGAUCUCCGUUGUCCAUGUUGUAUGGUCUAUGUGGGAUUUUGUGAGGAAAUAUUUAGACAAUGACGCUGUUUUUAGAUACAGCAGAGUCCAUGCUGCUGGUUUGUACAUUAUCCAAUUUUGUUUUCUAUGUCAUAAUGUUUUGGGUGUAUCACGCUAUUUAGUAUUACAGGAAUGUGAUUCAUUUUCCCUCUAGUGUCUUUGUUUUGUGUCGAGUCCAAGCCACAACUUGUGCAUUUCUGCAGAAAAAGAAAGUAUAUUAAAGGGUGUUAAAAGCAA
This is a messenger RNA of Spea bombifrons (plains spadefoot toad), 3166 nucleotides long. It is a transcript of the gene SH3BP5, whose product is annotated as SH3 domain binding protein 5. Gene Ontology annotation, biological process: intracellular signal transduction; negative regulation of protein tyrosine kinase activity. Bases 241 to 1545 code for a protein of 434 amino acids. NCBI's taxonomy places the organism in Eukaryota, Metazoa, Chordata, Amphibia, Anura, Pelobatidae. The transcript is spliced from 9 exons. The record is from RefSeq and is a predicted model, not a curated record. Gene Ontology annotation, cellular component: cytoplasm. Gene Ontology annotation, molecular function: protein kinase inhibitor activity.